AUGCCGGGCGUUAUGUCGCGCUGCUGCUGCGGCUCACGCGCCUCCUCUCGCACAGGUCGGUGCCCGGUCGCGGUCGCUUCUGCAGCCGUCGGGCCGCUGCGCCACUGCUCUGCGCCGCUCGUUGUCUCGGUUCUUCCCCCGCGCUUCGUGCUUCCCGGCAUGUUCGGCGAACGCCGCCUGCAGCAGGUGUCGCGUGGGUGUGCUGUACUGUGCGGUGGCACUUCUCUGUCUUAUCGUUUCAUUUGGACGCCGUCCCAUCGCGUGUAUUUUUAA
Messenger RNA from Gongylonema pulchrum, 273 nucleotides. NCBI's taxonomy places the organism in Eukaryota, Metazoa, Nematoda, Chromadorea, Rhabditida, Gongylonematidae. The record is from the annotation of a GenBank genome assembly.